AUGCCUACAUCUUCUAUUGCUUCCAAAGAUAAAGACCUUCAUAAGAGUCCCUCUGUUUUAAAACUUCUAGGAAAAAGAAUACUGAAUGCAAAUAAACAUCCAGAACCGUCAUACAACGUUAUCGCAAGUGGUAACUCCAUUGCCCCAUCAAGGAAAAAGUCGUUUUCCUCCCACGCAAUUAAUAGUCCAAAUAACAAUACUUCAACUCAGUCCCAUAUCCCUCAUGGAACCAGCCCCACAUCAAAUAUCGGUGUCUCCAACCUCAAUUCUAACUCCCCUAUCUCUAACGUUAAAAGAGAUGCAGAGAGUACUGCCCGUCACAGAUCACCCUCCUUUGUGACUAGGCUAAGAAACGCCAAUAAAGAAGUUAACCAUGUCCAUGUAGUACAUUCUUCUGUGGCCUUGGCCGAUUUGACUGCGCACAACAUAAACCCAUUCGUUAUGACCCCGUUGCAUGAUGAAAAGGAUACUAAUACUACUACUAGCGACGAAAGACCAUUAACCAAUAGAGCAACUGUAGCAGAGAUCCACAGAGCCAAAUCAAUUAGUACCAAAAAGAAUCCUGGCGCUCCAUAUACACAUCAUUUAGCCACACCAGCAAGAUCAAAAACUUUUGUCUCUCAUUCAAAUACCACUACUACUACUACUAAUAAUAGCAACAACAACAACAAUGGUAAAAUUAUGACAUGUACAAGUAUACACAAUUUGCCGUCUGAAAAAGUUAUCUACAACCCAUAUGGUAUCAACAGUAGACCAGGCACUGCCUUUGGAAAUGAGGGGAAGGCGGAUGAUCUAAGUUUCUAUUUACAUGACGGUAAUUCCAAGAUUAGAAUGUUACCAUUACCCAUCGAGGAUCCAAACAGUUAUUUACCUGACCACAUGAAACAAUUUAGUGUUCAUUUAACUGAUAACUUCGUCUUCGACGCAGACAAUAGCCCUAUUGGUUCAGGUGGGUCCAGCGAAGUUAGAAAGAUCAGAUCUUCAUAUAGACAGAAGGAUGUCUAUGCUUUGAAAAAACUAAAUAUGAUCUACGACGAAACACCAGAAAAAUUCUACAAGAGAUGUUCUAAAGAGUUCAUUAUUGCUAAGACUUUGUCGAAUAACAUUCAUAUCAUGCCAACUUUUCUUUUAGUAAAAGUUCCUACAACAACCUAUACGACUAGAGGCUGGGGUUUUGUUAUGGAACUGGGUGUCAAAGAUCUUUUCGAAUUAAUAGAGAGAACUGGCUGGAAGGCUGUUCCUAUCAAUGAAAAAUGGUGUUUAUUCAAACAGGUCGCACAAGGUGUGAAAUUCUGUCAUGAUAACGGUAUUGCACAUCGUGAUUUAAAGCCAGAAAACGUGUUAAUAACGAGAGAUGGGGUCUGUAAAUUGACAGAUUUUGGUAUCUCUGAUUGGUAUCAUACAGACCCUCAUGAUUUCUCAUCUCCAGUGAAACUAUGUGAAGGUAUGAUUGGCUCGCCACCUUUUACUCCACCUGAAGUCAUGUAUUGGGAUACCAAAAAACAUUAUCCAGAAAAAUUCCAAAAACCUUAUAACCCAUUAGGUAUGGAUUGCUACGCAUUGGGUAUUAUGCUUUUCACUUUGAUUAACGGUACAAUCCCUUUUAUCGAAUCAUGUAACACAGAUGCAAGAUUUAGAGAAUUUGAGGCUUCUUAUGAAAAUUAUGUUUCACACCAGAACCCACAUUUCAGAGACAAGAAUUAUUAUAAACCUGGUCCAGGCAGUGAAUUUUCAUUAUCGAGGCAUUUCAAAUCUACAAAUGGUACACGUAUUGCGUGGAGAUUGUCUGACCCAAACCCAGAGACAAGGUACACUCUAGAAGACUUGUUCAAUGAUCCAUGGUUCCAAGCUGUAGAGACUUGUGUUGAUCCUGACGGUGCAAAUUGUACAUUAACAAAAGUCCCAGAGAUCAGGAAAGCUACUUCUGCGGACGGUACAAUUUUAACAAAUGAAAAUGACAGUAUUAUUACUAAUAGUUCUACAGAUGAUAUUGGUUCAACUCAUACAAUGAAAAUUCAAUCUCCUGUUGCACAACAUACAUCGAACCCAUUUUUUAAUAUGAAACAGACAACUGAUAACUCAAGCACUACUAGUCCUAUAUCCAAUACAAACAGUUCACCACAACCCCCAACAAUUAAACCAAGGUCAAUGGUUGACAUUGCCACAUCUCCAAUGAAACCCAUCAAAAAUGUGGUUAAAAAGAGCGACAGUGAUUCAGCAAAGAAAAAAGGUGGUUCAAAUUUGUCCAAUGAAAUACAAACAUCUGCUAGUGCUCACCCAUCUAGAAGUUCCACUACUACACCAUGUAGUAAAGAUAUGUUGUAUUCUGUGCCAGAAACAGAGUUGGAACAUGAUAUUACUGAAACAACAUUAAUUAAUGGUGGUAAGGGGGCUGUGCAGGAUAAUAAUAGCAAAGUAAAUAAUCAAGAAGACUCAGUAAUAGGAAACAGAAAGACAAAUCUAGAGGCACAAAAAGUAGAUAAUAUUAUUACUGAAAAUUUGAAUGAUUUAACUUUAAAGAGUCCAGGUAGUGGUAAUAGUAUUGGUAGUGAAGCAAGCAGUUUGGCCCAGACUCCUGUGAAUAGUAUUUCUUCCAUGUCAGUAGCUAGAAAUGGCACACCUCAAAAGAGAAGAUCAGUUGUUCAUCACCAUUUAGAUAUACCUGGUAGUAUUACCACGGGCACUUCAAUGACUUUAAGAUCUCUAAUAUCUGGUUGA
This is a messenger RNA of Arxiozyma heterogenica, 2718 nucleotides long. It is a transcript of the gene PTK2, whose product is annotated as protein kinase PTK2. Bases 1 to 2718 code for a protein of 905 amino acids. Gene Ontology annotation, molecular function: protein kinase activity; ATP binding. The record is from RefSeq and is a predicted model, not a curated record. NCBI's taxonomy places the organism in Eukaryota, Fungi, Ascomycota, Saccharomycetes, Saccharomycetales, Saccharomycetaceae. The transcript has a single exon. Gene Ontology annotation, biological process: protein phosphorylation.